GUGGUGUGUGGUGUCUGAGGUCUGUCUGGGUGUGAGUGUGUGGUGUCUGAGGUCUGUCUGGGUGUGAGUGUGUGGUGUCUGAGGUCUGUCUGGGUGUGAGUGUGUGGAAUGUUCUCGUGUUGGUUUAGUGGUUUAGUGUUGAACACGAUCCACUGCUUUAACAGUGAUGUGGAAACCCCGGGUUUUUAAUCCUGAUCCUUUUUUCUGCUCCUCUUCACACUGCAGCUUCCUGAGCUUCAAACUUUCUCACGGUUUUUGGGAGAUUUAGGUUCAGAGAAAUAAAACCACAAUUCUCUUUCAUCUUCAUCUUUAACAUUUUUACUAGAAUAUUUUUUUACAUUACACUUUUUUCCUGAGCUGUCUCUCUGUCUGUCUUGUUUGUUUGUUUGUUUGUUUGUCUGUCUGUCUCUCUGUCUUGUUUGUUUGUUUGUCUGUCUGUCUGUCUGUCUGUCUCUGUCUUGUUUGUUUGUCUGUCUGUUUGUCUUGUUUGUUUGUCUGUCUCUCUGACUUGUUUGUCUGUUUGUUUGUCUUGUUUGUCUGUCUGUCUCUGUCUUGUUUGUUUGUCUGUCUGUUUGUCUUGUUUGUUUGUCUGUCAGUCUCUGUCUUGUUUGUUUGUCUGUAUGUCUCUCUGUCUUGUUUCUGUCUGUCUGUCUCUCUGUCUUGUUUGUUUGUCUGUAUGUCUCUCUGUCUUGUUUCUGUCUGUCUGUCUCUCUGUCUUGUUUGUUUGUCUGUCUGUUUGUCUUGUUUGUUUGUUUGUCUGUCUGUUUUGUUUGUUUGUCUGUCUGUUUGUCUUGUUUGUUUUUGUCUCUGUCUCUGUCUGUCUUGUUUGUUUGUCUGUUUAUUUUAGUCCACUUGUUUUCAUGUCAUCACUACACUUUCUUUGUUAUUUAUUAACACUAUUGUUUCUGUUUCCUAAACCAAGUUAAGAUUUGUUAAGGCGGGAUUAGGUUCUGGUGGGCGGGGUUUACUUGUCAGUUUAAGGUUUCAUGGGGUGGGGUUACGAUCCCUUUUGGGUGGGGUUAAACUCUAAUGCUUGGGAUUUAGAGCUGGUUGAGCCAGUAGGCGGGGUUACAAUAUUGGGUUUAUGUUUCUGUAGGGCGGAGUUAAUCUAUGACAAAUGUAUGUUUGCCAAAUGAAUGUUUAUAGAUUUUAGAAAUAUGAUUUUUUAUAUAGAAUUUUAAAGACAACCAUGAGUAAAAAUGUAAAUAAGCGUUUAGGAGAGAAACAUGAGAUUAAUCUUUAAACUUUAAUUCCAGUUUUAGUCUCUGUGUGUAAAAGUGCAGGUCAGAUCUUUCUGAGAUCAGUUUAUUACAUUUUACUCCUGAUCUCUUGCUGUAUGUCUCUGGAGGUGUGACGAGGGAGAGAGAGAAUUUCCUCACAUGAUAGUGAUUAGGGGCAGAGGAGUGGACAGUCUGAUCUAUAUGGGAAUGUAUUUCACACACUCUCUCACACUCACACGCACACACUCACACACUCGCGCGCGCGCGCACACACACACUCACACAGUGAGAGAGAGAGAGAGAUUUGAUUUGUCAUUCAGAGAAAACUACAGCUUGUUGAAGAGAACAGAAACAUUUAAAGGUUUAGCUGUAGAAAUGAUGGCAGGAUUCGGUUCCUGUAUGUUUCUGUGUCACCAGCAGGAGGCUCCAGUGGCACAAGUCCUGCUGCUUUAAGUGCAGUGUUUGAUGGACAGAUCAGCCAUGUGGGCGGAGCCUCUGCACAGGUGCAUGCUGGUCCUGACCUGGGCACUGCUGCUGUGUGAGGUUAUCACUGGACGUCUGUGUAACUCACUCAUUAACACAGUGGACAGCUUCCACACCCUCUACGUCCUCAUCGGCAUGAUCAGCUCCAAGCCAGGUGCCGAGGAGAACCCCAGAACCACAGGACCGGGGGAGGUGUUGUGUCCCGACCUCGGCGCUGAGGAGAGCUGCACGUUUCCGCCCUCUGGCGCAUCUCAGUAUGCUAGGUUCCGCCUGCAGCCGGUGGGAGGUCUGAUCUCAGCUCUGAUACUCUCCUCACUCUGUGUGUCUUUCAGCUUCCAUAUCCUCAGCCACACGCUGCAGCCUCAACACAUACAGCGCCCUCUCCUGGCCAUGGCUGUGGGUGCAGUUAGUCUGCUGUUUAAUCUGCUGCUGCUGGUGUGGAGAAGAGCGAGACCAACAGAUGCAGGAGGUUCUCCUCAGCCUGGAGUGCUGAUGUUCUGUAACCGCGGAGUGUCCGGCGUUCUCCGUCCAGACUCUCAGGAUCACACCAAUCCUCCUCAGUACAACUCCAUUUCCCAUGAUUCCUCUCACACAGAAACGUUCAGAGAAGAGUCUCAGAGCAGCAGAAGCUCCUGUCACGCUGGUCAGCAUUGUGACGUGAGCGAGUGCAUGAGGAACAUCAUCACAGUGUUCCACAGCCUCCUGGGUUCUGCUCUGGUUCUGUUGAACGGAUUCCUUCACCUUCUUGGCGUGAGGUUCCAGUGGAGCCGGGACGUGACCAUGUACCUGGACCCGGGGUUCUCCAUGCUCACCACACUGGUUCUGUUAGCGGUGGUGAUUCCUGAGCUCCGGCGUCGCGUCCUCCUCCUGCUGCAGGCGUCUCCACCGGGCCUGUGCACGGAGCAACUGGUGGAGGAGAUCGGGCGUGUCCCCGGUGUCUUAGCCGUGCACGAACUCCACGUGUGGCAGCUGACCGAGACGUGCGUGGUGGCCUCGGUGCACAUCCGCUGGCCGUCGGGUCUGAGCGCGCUUGAGUGUUCUCGACUCCUGAGGAGCGUCACGGAGGUUCUCGGGCGGUUCGGGGUUAAGCGCUGGACCAUACAGCCUGAGUUUCUGACCUCUGACCCCAAGGACGUUGCGUUACAGCCAGACUGCACGCUGCGCUGUGGGAAAGCGUGUGUGAAGAAGAUGUGCUGUUUACCUCCAGAGAAACCUUUCAGUCCCACGUCUGUCCACGUGACCCACAUGAAGCAGGACGUCAUCAUUCAGAACACGAGCUUAUAACAUCGGUCAGAAAUAUUCAGACUCCAUCAGACAUCGCUCUCCAUUUUUACUGCUGUUCCUCAAGAUGGGUCAAAAAUAUUCUCUAUUAAAAUCUUACACAGAUAUUCUCCUCCAAAUAUCAACAUCUCUCUCUCUCUCUCUCUCUCUCCCUCUUGCCAUCUGUCUCUCUCCAUCUCUCUCUCUCUCUCCAUCUCUCUCUCUCUCUCUCUCCAUCUCUAUCUCUCUCCAUCUCUCUCUCUCUCUCCCUCUCUCUCUC
Hemibagrus wyckioides is the source of this 3243-nucleotide messenger RNA. Its product is annotated as proton-coupled zinc antiporter SLC30A1. The record is from RefSeq and is a predicted model, not a curated record. Gene Ontology annotation, molecular function: calcium channel inhibitor activity; zinc ion transmembrane transporter activity. Gene Ontology annotation, biological process: detoxification of zinc ion; intracellular zinc ion homeostasis; zinc ion transmembrane transport. Gene Ontology annotation, cellular component: membrane; endoplasmic reticulum; Golgi apparatus. Bases 1686 to 2987 code for a protein of 433 amino acids. The transcript is spliced from 5 exons. NCBI's taxonomy places the organism in Eukaryota, Metazoa, Chordata, Actinopteri, Siluriformes, Bagridae.